This is a messenger RNA of Eruca vesicaria subsp. sativa (arugula), 1974 nucleotides long. Lineage: Eukaryota; Viridiplantae; Streptophyta; Magnoliopsida; Brassicales; Brassicaceae. The record is from the annotation of a GenBank genome assembly.
AUGGAGACUCCACCAACGAAGGAGCUGCUGAUGAAGAUGCUAGAGAUCGAGAAGAGUCAAGAGCGUCUAAAGCAGGAGAUGUGUAGGCUCAAGGCCAUAUCCACAGAACAUGGUCAUUCAGUGUCGCCGGCAAAAAAGACAAACAUCGGCCAGGGAGUUCUAGCGUUGAGGAAGAGCUGCGCCGAGUCGUUGAGGAAGGAGAGCCGUAUCCAGGGUACGGUUAGUCUGAGAGCUGGAGUAGGUGGAGGAACAAGACCAUCGGCAGGGAAGUUCACCCAUCAACAGUAUUUGAACAUGUUGCAGUCGAUGGGCCAAUCUGUUCAUGUCUUUGAUCUCAAAAUGAGAAUUAUCUUUUGGAAUGCCAUGGCGGAAAAGCAAUUUGGAUACUCAGCUGCAGAAGCAGUUGGGCAGAAUCCAAUUAAUGUUAUGGUAGAUGAUCAUGAUGCUGCCUUUGCGAUGACCAUAGCUCAACGUUGUUUCAAUGGAGAGACCUGGACCGGUGAGUUUCCUGUCAAGAACAAAUCAGGGCAGAGAUUUUCAGCUGUCACUACGUGUUCCUCAUUUUACGAUGAUGCUGGUUCUCUUAUUGGAAUCAUUUCUCUUACAAGUAAAUCAGCACCAUAUCUGCAUCCCAAGGUCUCUUUGGCUAAGUUAAAAUCAAAAGAAGGUGAAACAAACUCUAAAGGAGCUGUUUUAUCGAAACUUGGACUUGACUCUCAUCAACCUAUACAAGCUGCUAUAGCAUCAAAGAUAUCAGAUUUGGCAUGCAAGGUGAGCAACAAGGUCAGGUCGAAAAUGGUAGCAGGUGAGAGCAUACAAAGAGGGGAUUUUGUAUAUUCUCCUCCUUUUGGUGUAUUCACAUGUGAUGAGAGUAUUCUUACCUCAAAAGCUGAGCAUGAAGUUUCAAAAGGAAGACCAGUAUGGCCUCAUGUACAUAAUAAUCAAGAGAAACAUAAGUCUCACAAGUUUAAUCCAUAUUCUGAUGUUAAAUUUGAAAGUGAUUCUUCUGAUAGUAAUAAGCCUAGCAGUACAAUGUCUUCAAACAGCAUAAGCAGUUCUAGUAGCUGCAGAAGUACAAGCAAGGUUGAUACAAAUAGCGAUUGCUUGGAAUAUGAAAUUUUAUGGGAUGAUUUGACAAUAGGAGAAGAAAUUGGAAAAGGUUCGUGUGGAACUGUCUAUCGCGGUCUCUGGUUGGGAUCUGUAGUAGCUGUUAAAGUGUUCUCCAAAGAAGAACAUCCAGAAGAAGUCAUACAAUCUUUUAGACAAGAGGUAUCUAUGAUGAAAAGACUUAGACAUCCUAAUGUGUUGCUGUUCAUGGGAGCUGUGACGUCACCUCAGCGUCUCUGUAUAGUGUCAGAGCUCCUUCCACGUGGAAGCCUCUUCCAGCUACUACAGAGGAAGAUGUCAAAACUGGAUUGGAGGCGACGUAUCCUUAUGGCCUUGGACAUUGCUCAUGGUAUGAAUUAUCUACACUGUUGUAGUCCACCUAUUGUCCAUCGUGAUCUCAAGUCGUCAAAUCUGCUGGUAGACAGGAACUUGACCGUUAAGGUAGCUGACUUUGGUCUUUCACGUGUCAAGCAUGAGACAUACUUAACCACUAAGUUCGGGAAGGGAACGCCUCAGUGGAUGGCACCAGAAGUUCUUCGAAAUGAGUCUGCUGAUGAGAAGUCUGAUAUUUACAGCUUUGGAGUAGUACUUUGGGAGCUUGCCACCGAGAAGAUCCCAUGGGAAACUCUUAACUCUAUGCAGGUGAUUGGAGCUGUGGGGUUCAUGAACCAGAGGCUGGAAAUUCCAAAGGACAUUGAUCCACUUUGGAUCUCAUUAAUUGAAAGCUGUUGGCACAGCGAUGCAAAGCUGAGAUCCACAUUCCAAGAGCUGACGGAGAAGCUAAAAGAUCUGCAAAGGAAGUAUACGAUACAGUUGCAAGCUACUUGUGCUGUCUUGCUUGACAACUCGUCCCUCAAGGACAACUAA